Molecule: messenger RNA, 935 nt
Organism: Strongylocentrotus purpuratus (purple sea urchin)
Lineage: Eukaryota; Metazoa; Echinodermata; Echinoidea; Camarodonta; Strongylocentrotidae
Exons: 4
Coding region: 101-919 (272 amino acids)
Molecular function (GO): protein binding
Source: RefSeq, a predicted model, not a curated record
GGAAGGCGAAUCACAUUCCAUCUACAUACCGCUCUCCUUCACCCGCCGGUUAUACAAUGCAACCUUGCUUCAAACAAAGACUACGUAUGGUUUUCGAAUCAUGUUCCAAUAUUUGUAUCUCUAUUAUGAUGAUGAUAAAUUCCAAAUAGGGACAGGUAACGAUCCGUCCGAUAUACAGUCUGUCAUCACAACUAUCCAUGGACUCAUAGACUACAGUUAUUAUGAUGUCUAUGUAGAUACCGAUGAGAUGUGGAUUGCUGUCAUAGGAGGAAAUGCAUCCGCUAGGAUUGAAAUGGAUGUUGAGAUCAUUUCCGUUGACCUAUCAAAUCUACUACAAUGCAGAACCUCUGGUAUCUCCUUCACAACGAAUGAUUUGUGUGAUGGAGUCUUUAAAUGCCCAGAUUUUGCCGAUGAAGCGCAAUGCAGUCAUCCAUCAACGUUCCUUCUCGAAAACGAAAACCACACUAUUACGUUUCCAGAUAUCUAUGAACAAAUGUAUAAUGCAUCAUUUCUCAAAACAAACAGUGCGAAUGGAUUUCGAGUAAAGUUUUUGGCUAUCUACCUUGAGUGCUAUGCUCAUGAAUAUGGUUACACUAAUUACUGCGAUGACGCGAACAUCCAGAUAGGUACGGGUAACGAUACGACUAACAGCCAAUCGAUCGUCAAAACUGUCCGUGCGUACACAUCUUAUGAAGACGAUGUUUAUGUUGGCUCCAAUGAGAUGUGGAUAACAGUCGUUGGUUUUUUGAGAUACAGACCCUACACUUUCUACGGCCGUGUCGAGAUUGAAGUCACCCCUAUCAGCUUAUCAAGUAUGAGUCUCUGUUCAAACUCUGAUAAACUACUUCUCCAAGGUGAAAUCUGUGACGGAACAUAUCAGUGCGAUGAUUAUUGGGAUGAAAAAUCAUGUAGUAAGUAAACAGAUUUGUUUCAAA